UCCAAAAGCAGCGGGUAAAACCUGUGAAUCGGGUCUGGCCCGAACCAUCACCACCGGAGAGGACUGCGUAGGGGGUUGAAAUCUGCAUAUUCCCAAUAGUUGGCGCUUCUUCGUAGAAGGGCUGAAGUUUUAUUUGGUCUUCAAGGCAAUGUCUGCCUAUGAUAAUGUUGUUGGUGGGAAGUUGAAGCUUAAAGGGAAAGCUCUUGAUGUGAAAGUAGGUGGGGUGAAGAAGAAAAAGAAAGUUAAAAAGCAUCAUGAUCAAAUUUCUCAAGAUAUGGAAAAUGAGCAUCCAACAGGUGGAAGUGGUGCAAGUAAUGAAAUGCCAAGUGAUGUGAAUGAGGAAGAGGAAGAAAUAGAUGAUGCCAACAAGUCAACUGAGGAUGGGAAGGCUCCUCAUUAUGAUGAUCAUCUAACACCAGCGGAAAGACGUUAUAUUGAACAGAAAGAGAGCAUUGAUGUUCAUAGACUGGCCAAGAAAGCUAAUAAAUCUCAUCGUGACCGGAUCCAGGACUUUAACCAAUAUCUGGCCAACAUGAGUGAGCAUUAUGACAUCCCCAAAGUUGGUCCUGGUUGAUUCUUUGUUAUUUUUGAUUUUGUGGUCUCACUGGCGGCUUGCUAAAUGGCCAUACCUAGUCAAACCAAAUUGUGUUUAUGUAACAGAAGGAACAGACCCCUCCUUUUUUUUUCUUCCUAGUGGAUGCUGUCUAUAUGGAUUUUGAAACUUCAGUUUGAAAUCUGUAUUUUUACUGCUUGCCACUCUCAGGUUUUAUGAUUUUCUCGAAUACAUGAUGCAGGGAUGUUAUGUUAAAUUGUAGGAAAGGAUGUAGUGUAGUAUGCAGGUAAAGUAAUUACUCUAGAUCUUAAUACAACAUGGUUGGUCGUGAUAAUACUGUUUCUCACAAGGACACGCUUGAAGAAGCCGGUGCUCUUACGAGCCACCGAGAGGUUGCUCUAAAUUUUCGAGAUGAUCGAAGAAUUGGAUAGGAGGGAAGGUGUUGCUUUCAUGGAAUCGUUGAGCGCUACAGAUUGCCCUGUGGAACUGGAGUGCAAAGUGAAGUAUAUGAUCGUUGCUGAUCACCAGAAUUACUUGGCACCAUGAAGAAGAUUUCGAGAAGUAGAAGCGGCAGUCUAGGAUCGGGAUGUCCAGAAGAAGAUGAAGAAGAUGAAUACAAGAAAUGAUGCUAUGAGAUCGAUCCAACAAUGUCUCUACAAGGCAUGGGCAAUUCUUCCUGUCCUUGCCUCGAUUUUCUGCUGAUUUAGGAUGCCUGCAAAGAACAAAUGUAUAGAAUGUUAGUCAAGAUGAAUUGGCCAUGGAAGCUUACGAAAGUGCAAGAAUCAGUGGGGAAGGCUGUUUCUGUCUUGCGUAUUAGCGGUUCAGAAUUGCAACCAAUGGUGGAGAAUCUGCUUCCUUAUUCUUCAGCUGUAGCAAAAGAGCUUGUGAAGAAGAGUAAAAACAAUGAGCCUCUUCAAUCCGGGAAUCCAAAUCUUGAGGUAAUGUAAAUCAUGUUUUAUACCAUCUUGAUAGCAUGCAAACAUGUUUUGUAGAGUAUGUAACCAUCUAUAAAAUUUAUUGACUAAAACCAUAAUUAUUUCAUUGUCGGGAGAAAUAUUGUUGAGUCUUGACUCAGAACACAAUAUUGGUACAAUUUUAAAAGAUUCAGCAUAUGGAAACAAGAAGACACUCGUAAGUA
This is a messenger RNA of Momordica charantia (bitter melon), 1691 nucleotides long. RefSeq names its product 7-dehydrocholesterol reductase-like protein. The record is from RefSeq and is a predicted model, not a curated record. Gene Ontology annotation, cellular component: nucleolus. Lineage: Eukaryota; Viridiplantae; Streptophyta; Magnoliopsida; Cucurbitales; Cucurbitaceae.